Messenger RNA from Talaromyces proteolyticus, 1104 nucleotides. RefSeq names its product putative O-methyltransferase. The record is from RefSeq and is a predicted model, not a curated record. The transcript is spliced from 5 exons. The coding region runs from base 1 to 1104 and encodes 367 amino acids. NCBI's taxonomy places the organism in Eukaryota, Fungi, Ascomycota, Eurotiomycetes, Eurotiales, Trichocomaceae. Gene Ontology annotation, molecular function: O-methyltransferase activity.
AUGCCCAACUCACCACCCCCCGGCGCAGUUCUCGCGUCAACAGUCACUGCUCCUGCAGCACUGGGUUUCGUCCCUGUUGCGAUUUAUUUUAAUCUUUUCAGCACUCUCGUUGAGAUAGGCAAGCUCGCGUCGUCGCAGGAGAUCACUGAUGCGUGUAAUCACAGGCGGAGCGCCCAGGACAAGGAAUGUGCUCCACUAUGCUCCCAGCUGACACAUGACACCCUUUUUGCCAUGGCUGGAAUUGGCCUGGUUGAGCUGGUCGAAGAUGAUAUCUACGCAGCAAAUAGCAUCACACAGCACAUGGUUCACAUGCCAUCAGCCCAGCAUGGAGCUCUGCAUUUCACAACCGAGCCUCUCUUUGCUGCCGCCUUUUUGAUGCGGAAGUUAGUGGACAGCAACUUUGAAUACCCAUUCAAAGAGCUGGGAACCCCAACGCAGUAUGGAUACCAGCUACUGGGUGAGACUGAGCUAGCUAAAGAGCAUACAUACUCUAUCAUGGCUCGUCAGGGCCGCAUGGACAGCUUCAACCAAUUCAUGGAGGGCAAAUUUGGUAAGUUCGGUAAGAUGCCAGGGCGCGUCAAAUCCUUUGGCUAUGAUCUCGACACCGCAGUGUCGGGAAGAGAGAGUCCCGUUGCCAUGGUUGAUAUUGGUGGUGGUCGAGGAGAAAUGCUGUUAGAACUUAAGGAAGCCUAUCCUAAUCUCCCAGCAUCUGCAUUGGUGUUACAGGAGUUCAACCCAGAUAUUGGAAGUGUGCCUGGGGUGACACAAAUGGAGUGGAACUUCAAGACAGACACCCCGCAGCCUGUACAGGGUGCUUUGAAUUAUUCACUAACCCAUAUAUUCCAUAAUUUGCCCGAUCUAGACGCUCUAGAGCUUAUGCAGAAAGUCUCGCGGGCGAUGGCGCCGUAUUCGAGGCUACUCAUUCAUGAGUUCACCAAGAACAAGAAUUAUGGCAAGAUGCAUGCGACGAUGAUUACGUUGUACGGUGGGAGAUUGCGAGCCAGCGCGGAAUGGAAGCGACUGGCUGCACUGAGUGGUCUUAAAGUGACUUUCGAAUCGUAUCCUGAGGUCGGAGAGGGGUUGAUUGAGAUGAGGAAAUUAUAG